Daldinia decipiens is the source of this 948-nucleotide messenger RNA. RefSeq names its product mitochondrial RNA-splicing protein MRS3. Gene Ontology annotation, biological process: iron import into the mitochondrion. Gene Ontology annotation, cellular component: mitochondrial membrane. NCBI's taxonomy places the organism in Eukaryota, Fungi, Ascomycota, Sordariomycetes, Xylariales, Hypoxylaceae. The transcript is spliced from 8 exons. The coding region runs from base 1 to 948 and encodes 315 amino acids. Gene Ontology annotation, molecular function: ferrous iron transmembrane transporter activity. The record is from RefSeq and is a predicted model, not a curated record.
AUGGCCCAGCCAACAGUCGAGCCCGUCGAGGAGUACGACUACGAGUCUCUGCCCCCUAAUUUCUCCCUAGCCCAAAAUAUGGUCGCUGGUGCCUUCGCCGGUAUUGCCGAACACACAGUUAUGUACCCAAUUGACGCGAUCAAGACGCGAAUGCAGAUACUUAACCCGGUGGGGGCGAACGCAGUCUACAAAGGCAUGAUACAGAGUACCAUGCGCAUAGCAAGUGGAGAGGGUGUAUUGAAGUUAUGGCGGGGGAUGUCAAGCGUUGUCGUCGGAGCUGGGCCUGCGCACGCAGUCUACUUUGCGACAUAUGAGGCUGUUAAGCAUCUUAUGGGUGGUAACCGAGCUGGUGUACACCACCCGCUAGCAGCAGCAACAAGUGGGGCUUGCGCAACCAUAGCCAGCGAUGCGCUUAUGAACCCCUUUGACGUGAUCAAGCAACGUAUGCAGAUACAAAACUCGAGCAAGAUGUACCGCUCUAUGACGGACUGCGCUCGAUACGUCUACAGAACCGAGGGUUUAUCGGCCUUCUACGUCUCAUAUCCGACUACUUUAUCUAUGACUGUACCCUUCACGGCCCUCCAAUUCCUCGCAUACGAAUCUAUAUCUACGACAAUGAAUCCCAGCAAGACGUAUGAUCCGUUUACGCACUGCAUGGCAGGCGCAGUUGCGGGAGGUUUCGCAGCAGCUCUAACUACACCAAUGGACGUCAUCAAAACCAUGCUACAAACCCGAGGUACAGCUUCCGACGCGGAGCUCAGGUCGGUGAAUGGAUUCAUGGCAGGCUGCAGGCUAAUGUACCAACGGGAGGGUCUACGCGGGUUCUUUAAAGGAGUUCGGCCGAGAGUAGUCACCACAAUGCCGAGCACAGCCAUCUGCUGGUCGGCUUACGAAGCUUCCAAGGCAUACUUCAUUCGUGCCAACACGUCAUCGUCCGUGGUGGGUUGA